Scleropages formosus (Asian bonytongue) is the source of this 1902-nucleotide messenger RNA. RefSeq names its product transmembrane gamma-carboxyglutamic acid protein 3. Gene Ontology annotation, biological process: positive regulation of mitochondrial fission. The record is from RefSeq and is a predicted model, not a curated record. The transcript is spliced from 8 exons. Lineage: Eukaryota; Metazoa; Chordata; Actinopteri; Osteoglossiformes; Osteoglossidae. Bases 368 to 1204 code for a protein of 278 amino acids. Gene Ontology annotation, cellular component: mitochondrial outer membrane; peroxisome.
UGUUUGGAAUUUUCUGUCUUUGUUUAAAAGAAAAUAGAUGUCGUUGGUUGUUUAGUUAUCGGUCCAUAGCGAGUAUCCAGAAUCACCUAUCGUUCUUGAAGUCGCAGUUCUGCUUUCGUGCGCUUUGACGCACUUUCAACUUUGCAACAACUUGUGACAUUGAUUGGCUGGAAUUGUUCUGGAAGCCUCGCGCUGCCGCGAGCCGUCGCGCCUCGUUCCCGCUUUCGCGACUUGAUGGGUAUUUUUCGUUGUCCGAGACGACGCGGAGAAGCCCUUCCCUUCCCUUUCGUUCCCUUCCACUUCGACCGCUUAGCUCACGAGUCGCACUUUGUGUGGAAAACAACCUACUUCAUCAGGCACUGGUGACAUGGCCUCGCCCGCUUUCCUGGACACGAGCUUGCCGGGUCAUGGGUCCGACCAGCAGUUCACCGAGGUCAUCAGCCAGCAGAUGCGGGUCCCAGAGCACCUCCGAGUCGGGCUGGGCCCUCAGGGGGAUGAGCAAACAAAGCCUGAGGACAUGACCCUCAUCUACCGGAUGCACAUCCCCAACAGGUUGUCCCUGGCAGAUGCCCCAGAUUUGAAUCCGCGACCCCUGUUCUCCACUCCAUCCGGACGCAGCUUCCCGACCCAUGCAGCCACAGCAUGGGACUCUCCCUCUUCAGAGCCCCUGAGUCCUCUGCGCAGGUCCUACAGUGAUCAAACCUUUGGCAGGAGCCCCCCUGUCACCCCCACACUGUCAAAACAGAUGCUGCAUGCCCCUUCUCUCCGUGCUGUGGGACGCUCCCCACAGAACGUUGAACCCCGUGGACCCUCCGCUAUUCCACCCAACCUCCUGUCCCCACAGAAUGUGCUCCAGGCUGUCAGAGACCUGGGUCAGUUGGCCUCCCAGCGCAUCCUCCGGACUGUCACCCAGAAGUGCGGUUCCAGGUUCAGCUAUCCUGAGAACCCGCCUUCCACCCUAGUCGAGAUGCCUGGUUCCAUGGACCCCAGCCGGAGAAGCACAGCACAGGAUUGGCUGACCGUGGAGGAGGAAGGCGGGGGAAACGUUGAGUUCUUUGUGUUGCGGAGACAGAUGAUGAAGAUGAGCCGGCGUCUUGCCACCCUGGAGAGGCAGAAUGCAGAGCACCGCCAAACGGAGCUGCUCCUCUUCUCCUUGCUGUUGUCCGCCUGUCUCAUCAAUGGCUGGCUCUGGCUGCGCAGGUAGCCUUCCACCCCACGCAGUGAGGCUCACGCACUCCUGACCUGCUUUCACCAGGAGGGGUUGGAGUAGAGGUGGGGUAGAGAGGGUGGGACGUUCAUGCAAGUCCCAAGGUACGUGUGGGUGUGCACAUGGACUUUGGUAAGGUAGUAGGGAAGUCUUUGCUGAUGUUACUGCGAAGGACUAUGACCUCCAGGAUGUUCUAUGUUGGACAGUGUGAUUUCAGAUUUUUUUAUGACAUGAAUGUUUGUUUCUGAACUGAAACACACAUUAAGAUUGAAUGUACUUGGACUUUUGGGUCAAAAUAGAAACCCCCCACAUACAAGCAGUCAAGUGACAGAAGUAGAACAACUUCUUGUUUACUCAGAAUUCUUCAGCGUAGGAAUCUUGGCUCCGAAAUCACUACUUACAGCAGGAAAUAGUCUGUUUACUUAACAUUUUAAAUGAAAUGCAGUCAGUUUAUACUUUGUCUGUGAUGGCUGAUAUGUAAGUACUUACUACUGCAGUGGGAUUAGUAUAUUUAUAAAAUAUUUAUUUUUUAACCUUUAAUUCGUAUAGAGAUGGGUUCAGUUAAUGUGAUCAUUUCUAUUAGACUGCAUGUGUUGCUGUACCACUGUUAACUGGAGCAGUCCAUUACUUGUCUAAUAAGUCUGAUUUAUAUAUUAUUGUGCAACUACUCUGCAGGUCAUUUGAUUAAAAAUCUC